AUGAGAGCUACAAUUCGAGCAGUACAUCCAGUAAAGCAAGUUGAAAUUUAUAAAUACAUUCUUUCAAAGUGCACUCCUCUAAUUGAUGCUUGGAAAUCCGGAAAUGGCGUUAUUGGCGAAUCAGUCCCUAUUCCUCAAUUUACUCCAUCAGAUUUAGCUAAUCUUUUUCAAGUCUCUCUCCAAUUGAUUAAACAACAACCUCCAGUUCUUAUUCUUUCUCCUGGCGUUAUUAUUGUUGGAGAUUUACACGGAAACUUCAUCAAUCUCAUACAUAUCCUCGCUCAGCAUGGAUUGCCUCCAGAACAAAGAUAUCUUUUCUUAGGGAAUAUCAUUAAUUUUGGCGAAUUUUCUUUAGAAACAAUUACUUUAAUUUACGCUCUGUUCUGCAGUUAUCCAUCUCAUAUCUCAAUAUUGCGUGGAGAUACCGAACUGUUCCCAAUCCAGACAAUGAACAGUUUAUAUUUUGAAAUUAAUAAUACUUAUCAAGAUAUCUCUUUAUUCGAAACAAUUACAAAUACAUUUGCAUUUCUCCCAAUAGCAGCUCUCUUUGACAAUCGAGUUUUAUGCACUCAAACAUCAACUUUACUGAAAUAUAACUCAAUUGCAGGAAUGAUGCAACUUCAUGGUCCUGUUUUUUGUGAAAUUAGCAACCAGGGCUUUAACGGAUAUACAAACUCUCAGAUUCCUGAAGAAGAUUUUCUUUUCAAGUUUAUUGAGAAAAAUCAAAUUGAUUUAAUGAUAUUAGGAGGCAAUAUUCAAGAGACAGGUAUCUCAUCUUAUUGUGAGGAACACGUUUUCUCAAUAGCUACCUGCGAAUCAAGAAGUGCUGCAGGAGUUAUGUUAUUAACAGGAGAUUUCAAGCCAUCUCCAAUUAUUUUUGUUACGAACUCUGAGCUUGAGAGAGGUAAAGCGAGGUUCCAAAUUGUUGACAAGAUUCUUCGAAAACCAGCUCCGGUUUCUAAAUCUCCAAGUGGUCCGAUCGCUAGAGCCAACAUUGUUAUACCUGGUCGAAGUAACUUAACAUCAGGAGUCAUGAAAUUCCACUCUGCAACUCCAAAGCCAAAUGAUAAAUCUCUGAAUAGAUCAUUAACUCUUCCGCCGAUGUAA
Molecule: messenger RNA, 1107 nt
Organism: Trichomonas vaginalis G3
Lineage: Eukaryota; Parabasalia; Trichomonadida; Trichomonadidae
Product: phosphoprotein phosphatase protein
Exons: 1
Coding region: 1-1107 (368 amino acids)
Cellular component (GO): nucleus; cytoplasm
Molecular function (GO): protein serine/threonine phosphatase activity
Source: RefSeq, a predicted model, not a curated record